UUCGCAAUUUCCUUCCGGAUCCUGAGCUGCGUGACUGAGGUUUAAUGGCAAGACGAAGAAAGGUCAUUAAUAGAGACUAGAUUGAGGGAUAAAGAUAAUGAUAGAGGCUGAGGAGAAACAGAGAGGGGAAGAGAGACAGUAAAAAGAGAAACAGUGAAUUCAGACUUGGGAGGGUGGGGUAGAGAGAGAGAGAGACUGUCAGUCAGACAGCCGUGGAUUCACAGGAGUGGGAUCAAGCCAGUAAUAGGUGGGUUCAGACAGAGAGUCAGGAAGAGAGGAUGGGAAGGAGCUGGGUAGGGGAGAGAUAGGGGACCCCGGGCUGAGAUAGGAAUACAGACUUGUAGGAUAGGGAAAGAGGAGUAAUACUCACAAGACACAGGGAGUUAGAGGGAGGGAACUCUGUUAGGGACAAACACAGGACUGGGAAAGCAAUACAAAUAUAUGCUGUAGGAGGGAGCUGCGGACGGGCUGAGGCAGGCAUAUUGAGGAUUAAGGGAGGAAGGGGAUGAAGAGGCAGUAAACCUGCAAACUGGAGUAUUGUGACAGGUUAAGUGUCAGAGUUCAAUUUGUGCUUAGGCAGCUGGGUAACAGCUAAAGUCAGUACUGAGAGUGAGCCCAUCCUGGGACUGACAACACAGACAAUUCCAAAUUUCUGGUUUGUGUUUUAUAGUACAAAAGUUUUACAGAAAUAGAAUUUGAAUGUACUGGAUGGUGUAAACUGGUGUAAAAAUUAAGAAAAUAAUAUAUCCAGGAAAAAGCAUUUUAAUAGUGUGCUAGUUGAGUGGUAAUGAAGAUUUAAUAUUAAAUGUAUGGAUUAGCCUCUUGCAGCUAUUAGAAAGUUCAAGGUUAGAUUAUAAUCUGAAGUUUGGUUUAUUGCUUCUUUAAUUUUUAACAUUGUACAUAAGCGGGAAGUUUCAAGGUUACCUUGACAUACUCCAUAUGAAAGCAGCGAGGGCCUAGCAGAAAUCCUUUAGAGAGGGACUUAAGGACUCUAAGACUGUGGGUUGGAGCCGUGUUCUGUCUGUUAGUCAAAGGCUCUUCUCGGUAUCCAGGAUGUCGGUCUCUCCAAAUCGCAGUUUCUUUGUCCGCCUGCUCGGUUACUGGAAGCCUCUGUUCAGUGGCAAGUUCCUGUUUGUCACCAACACUUUGAGCUGUGGAGCUCUGAUGGCUACUGGAGAUGUGAUCCAACAAACCCGAGAGAUCUGGCGGGAGACCGACCGUGUGCGGGAAUGGGCUCGAACAGGACGAAUGUUUGCUACUGGCUGUUUAAUGGGACCUUUUGGGCACUUCUGGUACAUGGCACUAGAUAGCAGGUUCCCAGGAAGGACUACACACAUUGUGCUGAAGAAGGUUCUGUUGGACCAGCUCAUUGCUUCACCCAUCUUUGGCGUCAUCUAUUUUUGUGGAAUGGGAAUGCUAGAAGGUCGUCAUCCAAUCAACUGCCUGGAGGAGUUCAAGAGAAAGUUCUGGGAAUUUUACAAGGCAGAUUGGAUGCUGUGGCCGGGAGCCCAAGUGAUCAACUUUUAUUUCCUGUCUCCGCAAUACCGUGUCCUGUACGUGAAUUUUGUGACAGUUGGAUGGGAUACUUUCCUCUCCUAUCUUAAACACCAGAAUCAGCAUGAUGCAACAACCUCGUUGGAUGAAAUGGGUGUUUUGGACAAGCAGCAGACAGGAUCAGAGAGCUCUGUGAGGUUGCUGGAGGAUGAGCAGUAGCACCUAUCUUCCUGCUGGCAAGUAGCCUUGACUGACGGCACAGAGUAUGGACCAGUUGGGCUGUGAUGUACUGUCCAAGACAUCUCGGACUUUAGCCCGCUGGCAGCUGGGACCGAAACGAAUGGAUCAGAACUUUCUCAGAUCUGGCCUCAGGAGAAAAGGUGAUCACUGCUGGGAUAUUCUCAAUGCAGUGAUAUUUUAUUGUGGAAAUUGUCAUCCUGAACUGUUGACAAAUUAAAAUAUUUUUAAAAUGA
Molecule: messenger RNA, 1967 nt
Organism: Carcharodon carcharias (great white shark)
Lineage: Eukaryota; Metazoa; Chordata; Chondrichthyes; Lamniformes; Lamnidae
Gene: mpv17l2
Product: MPV17 mitochondrial inner membrane protein like 2
Exons: 5
Coding region: 1054-1713 (219 amino acids)
Biological process (GO): mitochondrial ribosome assembly
Cellular component (GO): membrane; cytoplasm
Source: RefSeq, a predicted model, not a curated record